Amphibalanus amphitrite is the source of this 16275-nucleotide messenger RNA. RefSeq names its product midasin-like. Gene Ontology annotation, biological process: rRNA processing; ribosomal large subunit assembly. Gene Ontology annotation, cellular component: preribosome, large subunit precursor; nucleus. The record is from RefSeq and is a predicted model, not a curated record. Bases 138 to 16010 code for a protein of 5290 amino acids. Gene Ontology annotation, molecular function: ATP hydrolysis activity; ATP binding. Lineage: Eukaryota; Metazoa; Arthropoda; Thecostraca; Balanomorpha; Balanidae. The transcript has 2 exons.
GAUUUGCGGGACGUCUAUGAGAUGACUAUGGUGACCAAUGAAGUAAGUUGGUCUGUUGUUUUGAAGAACUGCUUUUGAAAAUAUGAAGUCAGAGUUUCCAGUAAUCUACCCAAUAUUUGAUUAAUAUCUGUCAAACCAUGAACAACCAAGUCAUGGAAACCGAUGAUAAUCAAACUGCUAGCACUACAACACUACUGCACACUGAACAUCUACAGCAAAUAUGGGAUCACCUAUCUGAAGAUGCCAAGAGACGAUUCAAGCCCCUGAGUCCAUCUCAGAGGUCGAACAGGGCAGCUGUAUGGCGCCACCUGCUGUCCCUAAUGAGAGACGGCGACGGUCGGGCGGCCGUGCUGUGUGCGGCGCGCGGCCUGGUGCCGGCGCUACUGGCCGAGCUCGGGCGGCGCGCAGCCGACUCUCCGGCGCCGCUGCUGGCCGCGCUGGCCGACACAGUGCGCCUGCUGCCGCAGCUGGACAGCGCCGUCGAGUUCCUGCUGGUGGGCGUCUCCCGGCCGCCGUGGCCCGGCCGGACCGACCCGCCGGCGGCCGAGCGGCGCUCCAAGAAACCGCGGCUGGAUGAAGGGCCGGCGCGGCGUGACCUGCUGGUCGCCCUGCUGCCGCUGGUGCAGCGGUUCCCUGAACGACUGCGCCAGCUGUGGGACUGGUCCGGCUGUCUGCCGCUGCUCCAGGACCCGGACCCGGAGACGCGUUGGCUGGCCGCCCGGAUACUGGCGCUCAUCUCUGGCAUGGGUCCCGGACAGACGGAGAGACUGGCGGCGGCGAGCGGCGUCACGGGGGAGGACGAGAUCCGUCUGACAGCCCGCCACCUGAACCCCACUCCAAUGGUGACUCCCCCCGCCGCCGGCGGAAGAUCACCGUCACCUGACCGUGACGUGAUGGUGACGUCACCGGCCCCGCUGCUGACGUCAGAAGACAUCUGCGGUCAGCUGGUGUGUGUUGAGGGCGUGACGCUGCCGGUGGUGGACGCAGCGGCGGCCUGCGCCGGUCCACUGGUCCUCGUCCCGGACACGCGGGCCGCCCUGCGCAGUCUGGCGCUGGCUGUGGCAGCCGGCCGGCCGGCGCUGCUGCAGGGCCCCGUCGGAUCGGGAAAGACAUCUCUAGUUCACCACCUGGCGGCCGUGACCGGUCACGUGGGCUACCCGCGCCUGGUGAGCGUCCAGCUGGGCGAUCAGACUGACAGCAAGCUGCUGCUGGGCUCGUACCGGUGCACGGAGGUGCCGGGAGAGUUUGUCUGGCAGCCGGGCUGUCUGGCGCAGGCUGUGACUGACGGCAGCUGGCUGCUGAUGGAGGAUAUCGACCGCGCGCCCAUGGACGUGGUCUCGCUGCUGGUGCCGCUGCUGGAGUCGCGCUGUCUGACCGUGCCCGGACACGGGGAUCUGGUGCGCGCCGCGCCCGGAUUCCAGCUGUUCGCCACACAGCGGCUGCUGCCGGGCGCCGGCGGGGCGCUGCACAAACAGCAGACCUCGCACGCGGCGCUGCUCGACAGGCUGUGGCUGCGUGUUGCCGUGCAGCCGCUGUCGGGCCGCCAGCUGAGCGAGGCAAUGGUACACCGCUGGCCGCGGCUGAACACCGUCGCCAGUCGACUGCUGGAGGUUUACACAGUGAUGACCUCGGUCAGGGACGACUCUGAGGGGGCGACGGUGGCGGCGGAGCGGGCCGAAACUGCGCGACUUCAGAUGAAAGAGGCGCGGUUGGUGUCGACACGGGACCUGAUGAAGUGGUGUCAGCGCGCUGGUGACGACUUCGACGUGACGUCGGCGCAGUGCGCCAGCAGGAUGUUCCAGGACGCCGCGGACAUUUUCUGCGCGGCCGUGGCGCGCCGCGAGCUGCGCCUGCCGCUGGCGCAGGAGAUCGGCGCGCGGCUGGGCCUGCUCAGCGCUCAGGUGGAGUUCAGCGUGACCAGCCAUAAGCCGAGCGUCACAGAGACGGCCGAUGUGCUGACCGUGGGCCGCGCGCGGCUGCCGGUGGCGCGCUCCGCCGGCCGCCCCGCCGUCACCUUCUCGUUCACGCGCCAGGCGUGUGUGCUGCUGGAGCGGGUCGGCGUGGCGGUCGGCUGCCGGGAACCGGUGCUGCUGGUGGGAGAGACGGGAGUUGGUAAGACGAGCAGCGUGCAAUACCUGGCCGAGCGGACCGGCCGACGACUGGUAGUGAUCAACAUGAACCAGCAGAGUGACAGUGCCGAUCUGCUCGGUGGCUACAAACCCGUGGACAUGAAACAGGUGAUGGCGCCGCUGCGAGACGAGUUCGAGACGCUCUUCAGGGAGACAUUCGACGCGGCUUCCAACGAGAAGUUCCUGCGUAACAUCAUGACGCUGUUCGCUGCCGGCCGGUGGAAGGACCUCACCGCUCUAAUGCGUCACGUGCACGGCCAGGCUCCGUCUCGGCUGCGGCGCCGCGGCCUGCCGCCCGACCACCGUCUCUGGACCGGCUGGCACGCGGUCGGCCAGCGCCUACAGUCGCUCAAGGACAAGGGUCAGCGUCAGCUGGCGCUCGCGUUCGCCUUUAUCGAGGGUACUCUGGUGAAGGCGGUGCGAGAGGGCCAGUGGGUGCUGCUGGAUGAGAUCAACCUGGCCUCGGCGGAGACACUGGAGUGUCUCUCCGGCCUGCUGGAGUCCCCGGACGGGCCGCUGACCCUGCUGGAGCGGGGAGACGUACAGACGGUGCCUCGACACCCCGAUUUCCGACUCUUCGCAUGUAUGAACCCGGCCACAGACGUCGGCAAGCGUGACCUACCGGCCGGCCUGCGCAACCGGUUCACAGAGCUGUUUGUGGAUGAGCUGGAGGACGCGGCCGACCUACGAGUGCUGACGGCAGACUACCUACGCCACCUGGGUGUCACAGGCGCUCAGGUCAGCGGCGUGGUUUCCUUCUACCAGCGGGUGCGCGCGGCGGCGGCCGACCAGCUGCAGGACGGCACUGGCCACCGGCCCCACUACAGCCUGCGCACGCUGUGCCGUGCACUGCGUGUCGCCGCCGGCAACCCAUGCGGAGGUGUGCCGCGCUCCCUGUACGAGGCGCUCUGUCUGAGCUUCCUCACGCAGCUGGACCGCGCCUCCUACCCGACCGUGACGGGGCUGAUACAAAGUCUGGUGCUCGGCGGCAAGAGCAAAGCGCAGCUCUCGCAGCCGAUACCGGCGCCAUCUCGCGGACAGUGUGUGCAGUUCGAGGGCUACUGGGUACGUCAGGGUCAGCUGGAGCCGCGUGCACCCGAACACUACGUCCUCACUCCGUCUGUGAAGGAGAACCUGCGCGACCUGGCGCGCGCCGUGUCUCUCGGCGGCCUGCCCGUGCUGCUCCAGGGAGAAACAUCCGUCGGCAAGACGUCGCUCAUCUCCUAUCUCGCCGCAGCAUCCGGAAACCGCUGUGUGCGCAUCAACAACCAUGAGCACACAGAUUUGCAGGAGUAUGUUGGCGCAUACGGUGCCGACGAGACCGGCAAGCUGGUGUUCAAGGAGGGCGCCCUCGUAGAGGCCAUGCGGCGGGGACACUGGAUCAUCCUCGACGAGCUGAACCUUGCGCCCUCGGAUGUACUCGAGGCGCUGAACCGCGUCCUGGACGACAACCGUGAGCUGUUCAUCGCGGAGACGCAGACGGUAGUGCGCGCACAUCCUCGAUUCAUGCUGUUCGCCACGCAGAAUCCUCCUGGUCAGUACGGCGGUCGCAAAAUGUUGUCACGUGCCUUCCGCAAUCGCUUCAUCGAGCUUCACUUUGACGACAUCCCAGCAGCCGAGCUGGAGACGAUCCUGCACCAGCGCUGCCGCGUGCCGGCCAACUACUGCAAGAAGAUGGUGGCGGUGCUGCUGGAGCUACAGACGCGUCGCCGUGGCAGCAGCGUCUUCCAGGGCAAACAGGGUUUCAUUACACUGCGCGACCUGUUCCGCUGGGCAGAGCGCUACCGGCAGGCCGGUGAUCAGACGACUCGCUUCUACGACUGGGACCAGCACGUGGCCGAUGAGGGUUACCUGGUGCUGGCCGGCCGCGUGCGGCGCGACGAGGAGUGUCAAGUGAUCGCCACAGUGCUUCAGAAGCACUUCAAACGCACCGUGACACCAGAGAAUCUCUUCUCGCUGCAUGCGGCCACCUCGCCUGUGACACGGCCGGUGUUGGAGCAGUUGCUAUCUGAAGGAGACGGCGGUGCUGCACAUCUACCCGCCUUCCGACACCUAGUGUGGACACAGAGUACCCGCCGGCUGGCCGUGCUUCUCUGCCAAGCUCUGAAGUUCCAGGAACCGGUACUUCUCGUCGGCGAUACCGGCUGCGGAAAGACGACCGUGUGUCAGCUGCUAGCAGAGACGGCCGGCCGAAGUCUUCACACAGUCAACUGUCACAUGCAUACGGAGGGAGCCGACUUUCUGGGUGGUCUGCGUCCGGUGCGCACCCGAGCCGAACCGCGCUCAGAUGCUGCAGCCGGGGAUGGUAACGGAGAAGUCAGCGGAGAGGACCCGGCCUCUGGCGGCGGCGGGCUGUUCGAGUGGGUGGACGGCCCGCUGGUGGUGGCCAUGCGUAACGGACACUACUUCCUCGCGGACGAGAUCUCUCUGGCCGAUGACAGCGUGCUGGAGCGUCUGAACUCUGUCCUGGAGCCAGAGCGUACCCUGCUGCUGGCGGAGCGUUCGGGUGGAGACGGAGCUGACCUUGUCACAGCCGAGACGGCGUUCCGCUUCGUCGCAACGAUGAACCCCGGCGGCGACUACGGCAAGAAGGAGUUGUCGCCGGCUUUGCGCAACCGCUUCACGGAAAUCUGGUGCGCCCAAUCGCGCUGUCGAGAAGACCUGGUGGACAUCAUCAAACACAACCUGAUAUCACGAGGUGAGUCCGCCGCGCUGGCCGACGCGAUGAUGGACUUCAUUGAGUGGUUCUCCAGUUCCGACGCCGGGAGGAAGGUGACUGUCAGCAUCCGUGACAUCCUGGCCUGGGUGAACUUUGUUAACACGGUAGCGGCGACUGGCGUUCCACUGCCGCAGGCCUACAUUCAUGGCGCCUGUCUUGUGUUCCUGGACGGACUCGGAUCGGGACAGCCGAGCAGCGCCGCCGGCGCUCUCCGAAACGCCCGCGCGCACUGCCUGCAUGUCCUCUCUGACCAGAUUUCAAAACUCUGCCGAGAUCCUGGGGUGACUGUGGCUGCCAAACCUGGAAAACUUAUCAACACGGACUCGAAGUUUGGCUUUGAGCCGUUCUUGAUCGCCAAGGGCUCCGCUGCGACGGCUGGCUCACUGGAAGGUGUGUUCAGUCUGACGGCUGCCACUCCGGCAGAGAACGCCAGCCGACUGCUGCGCGCCCUGCAGCUCACGAAGCCAAUCCUGCUGGAGGGCAGCCCUGGGGUUGGCAAGACCAGUCUGGUGGCCGCGCUGGCUCGCGUCUCCGGUCACAAACUGACGCGUAUCAACCUUUCCGACCAGACGGACGUCUCGGACCUGUUUGGAGCCGACCUGCCCGUGGAGGGCGGCCAGGGUGGUCAGUUCGCCUGGCGCGAUGGUCCGCUACUACAGGCCCUGAGAGCCGGACACUGGGUGGUACUGGACGAGCUCAACCUCGCCUCACAGUCGGUACUCGAAGGUCUGAACGCAUGUCUGGACCAUCGCGGCUCCGUGUACAUCCCAGAGCUGGGUCGCGAGUUCCACCUGCAGCCAGGUGUCACACGCAUCUUCGCCUGUCAGAACCCGCUGCACGAGGGCGGCGCUCGGAAGGGACUGCCCAAGUCGUUCCUUAACCGGUUCACCCAGGUGUAUGUGGAGCCUCUGACGCCAGCCGACCUGAAACAGAUCGCUGCCACCAGUAGACUGCCCGGCGGCGGUCUCUGCCCGCCCUCAGCCGACCUGGCCAAGAUGUGUGAGUUCAGCCGCCGACUGGACGCGGCCGUCAACUCGCGCAGGGAGUUUGGACAGCGCGGCGGCCCGUGGGAGUUCAACCUGCGCGACCUGACCCGCUGGUGUGAGCUUCUGUCGGCUGAUGCGGCGGUGGAAGAUGGAGGGCGCGCGGCCGGACACCAUGUGCAGCUGUUGUAUGCUGACAGGAUGCGUUCCGCCGCUGACAAGGCCGCCGUACUGCGCCUGUCUGAAGAGGUAUUCGGUGAGAAGUACGAGCGACCGCCCUGCUAUCUGACGGUGACCCGGGAAGCGCUGACGGUGGGAGGAGCACGGCUGGAGCGAGCUGCCGAGCAGAGCCACGUCUUCUCGGCGGCCGACCUCGAGCUGCAGAUCGUGCGCCGUCAGCUGCCUGCCAUGGAAUCGCUCAUCACCUGCAUCAACCGCAACUGGAUGGCGAUCCUGGUAGGACCGCCGGAGAGCGGCAAGACGUCGGUGGCGCGCGCUCUGGCGGCUCUCAGCGGCCACCGUCUGCGCGUGCUGACGAUGAACUCGGCAAUGGACACCACAGAGCUGCUAGGUGGCUUCGAGCAGGCCGACCUGCGUCGGCACCUGGAGCAGGCGCUGCAGGAGCUGGAGGAGCUGCUCUGGUGCGAGGUGCGCGCCCACCUGCUGGACGGCCGGCAGCCGGCGGCGGCGGCGCGCUGCGGCCAGCUGCUCGCAGGCUGGCAGGAGGUGCGCAAAGCCACGGCUCCGCCGGCCGCUGCCGGACUGACGCCAGCUGAGGAGGCCGAGCACUUGGCGGCGGCUUGUGCCGCUGCCGGCCGACUGCUAGAGCUAGUGUCAUCCGAGCGCGCCGGUCCGCUGGCCGCGCGGCUGGCGGCGCUGCGUGCCGCCGCGCUGGCCGAUUCGUCAGUGAACGCCGGAGGUAAGUUUGAAUGGGUAGACAGCGUGCUGGUGAGAGCCCUCCGCGCCGGGGAUUGGCUGCUGGUGGAUAAUGUCAACUUCUGCCCAGCCUCAGUAUUGGACCGGCUGAACGCCCUGCUAGAGCCGGGUGGCGUGCUGGAGGUGAGUGAACGUGGUGUGGUGGACGGCGCCGUGCCCACCGUGCGGCCGCAUCCCUCCUUCCGGCUCCUGCUGGCCAUGGACCCACGGCACGGAGAGAUCUCUCGCGCCAUGCGUAACCGCGGUGUGGAGAUCUACAUGCUCGGUCCGGAGGAGACGGGUGGUGCGCUGUCACCUCUGGACGUGUCGGCGCUGCUGGUGCGCGCCGGCCUGUCGGAGGCGCGCCUCCAGCGGCGCGCGCUGCGUCUGCACGAGGCGGUGCGUCAGCGCGCGCCGGGUGCUGAGCGGCCCGGUCUGCUGGCGCUGCUCAGCUGCGCUGACCUGGUUGGACAGAUGGUGGCGCGCGGCCUAGACGAGACCGAGGCGCUCCGGGAGGCGGCGCUGGACACGUAUGUGCGACCGCUGCUGUCGGGCGCCGCGCGCCGUCAGCUGACCCCUCUGAUCCAGGAGCUGGUGGCCGAGGCGCCGCCACCCGCCCGGCUGCCGCGGCCGGCGCUCGCCUGCGCACCUGUGCCGCUCUACUGGCUGGACGCUGAGUUGGCACGUGCGCGGCAGCUCUGGUCGUCUGUGGAGCAGCUGCUGCCCGGUCCUCCAGCCGCCCGACCCCUGCUUCACGCGCUCCGACAUGCUCUAGAAGCGGUAUCUCCGCGCGGACUGCGGCUCGUCACACUGGCGGCCAGUCAGUCGGGUGACCAGUCCCUGCAGCGGCUGGCGGCGGUGGAAGCUGCGACCCUGUUAGCCCCAGAGGUCGACAAGAACCGACCCGCCGCCUGUUUGCUGCUACUCGCCAAACUCGAGGCCGCACUGUACGAAGAAACUGACCAACAACUGCAAGACCGACUCACCAAAUCGUCGCAGUGGAAGCGCGCCUCCAUGUACGCGCUGUCUGUAGCCGUUGAGAAGGGCCUGGUGACUGCAGGUGCGCUGCCUCACCCGGCUGUGGCACUCCUGGCUCCUCUGUUGCGUGCUCUGGAUGUGGCUCUCUCCAACGGUCUGACGGCGCAGCCCGGACCGGCGGCGGCCAUGGUCUCCCGGUGCCGUGCCGCCCUGCCGUGGCGCCGUCGGCUCCGAGCCCUGUGUGACCGCCGACCGCCGGCUGAUGGCCUGACCGACUGGCUGGCGCAGCUGGCACUCCACUGGCGCUGGACGACACACCACCUUCUGCCGGAGCUACGCCGGAUGGAUCCAAACACCGACGGUCAGACACAGCCGGCCGCGGCGGCGCUGGCUGACCUCUGUGCUCGUGUGGAUGCUCUGAUUGGUGCUGAGGUGAGUCCCCCAGUGCUGUUCGCCGCCCGCGUGACCGAGGCUGUGCAGCGGCCGCCGCCGUUCGCUGACCCGGAGACGGCCGCGCUGGCGGUGGGUUUGACUCGUGUCGCCUGGGCGCUGGAUCCGUACCUGAGUCCGCGCCCGGCCGACGCCCGGCGAGUGGACAACCCGACGAGACUGGUGGAGCUGCUCACGUCGGCUGAAGGUGUCCGAGCACGCCGCGCGCUCACGGAGGCCGUGUGGAUGACACUCAGUCAGGACACUCACACGGAGACGGCGGCGCUCGCACUGCGUUCGGCAGAGGAGCUGCUAGGCCGCCGCGGGCUUCUGAGGGUGACUGCAGAGCCGAUUGUGGAGUUGGAAGAGGAAGAACCCAUGGAACAGGAUGGAGAAAAGGACGACGAUGAGCCGGUGUCGGGGCCGGCCGUGCCGCUACUUGAGGCGCUGCUCAGGUACAAGGAGGCACCACUGGUGCUAGGUGCUGUUUGCAGAAACAGUGCAGUGUCCGACAAAGCGACGAAACAAAUCACCACGGAAUUCGACUAUACUGACAAACUAUACCAGGACCCAGACUCGUUUGCUGCUGAGCUUUUUCAGCUCAGCGCACGCUCUCCGAUGUACAUCGGCUUGUGGCGUGCAGCAGUCGGCUCCGACUCCCCUCCGUCGCUCCAGGCCCGGUUGCGCUCCUCUCUCCUGGCAGCGUACCUUCAGACAGCCGCUUCCGACCCGGGUCACAGUCUCUGGGUGGCCAAACCUCCACCGGAGGACGACGGAGAGGAGCAGCGGCCGGCAGAGCUGCAGAAGCUUCAUCCCCGACUCUACUGCGCUGGUGCGACUCAUGUGAUCGUCGCAGACCUGUGCAAACCUGAUGAUGAGUCCUUACUGGAUUCAGUCGCUAUCGGAGACCUUUUACAUCGCUGCCGAGAAAUGGAAGCUCUGCGCCGACUUCUGUGGAGAAACGCCACCGAUCUGUCGGAUGUUCGGUUCUGUUCUCUUCGUGCUCACCACCGACUGGCUCUUGCCGUGUGGGAGCGCUUCUCUGAAGCUCUCCUGGCCGCCGGAAGACUGCCUGAUGACGUCACAUCGUCUUUGAUUGACGUCAUCAACUCUCUUGCGGCGUCUAGUCAACUCAGUCCUGAACAGGCGGCCUGGCUGACGACUACUGCGGAGAUCGCGGCGCGGGGCGCGGAAGCCGAUGCACCUACAGCGGUCGGCACUGGUGAAUUGUUUGCGCGGGUUGGCGGCGCCCAACUGGCGGUACUGGGUCAGCUGAUGGCUGUGGACCCGGUGGAGGAGCGUCGACUGCUGUUGGAGUACUGUGAUGACGAGGCUGAUGACGUGCAGGAGGACCUGUCGGCUGCCGGCCUGGCUCUGAGGCUGGUCUCCGGAGUGGAGUUGGAGGAUCUGCCCGAGCGGCACGUGCCGGAGUCGGUGCUGCAGCAGCGGCAGAGGCUGGCCGCCCUGCGUCGGCAGAGAGCCGAACUGGACGGUGGCGCCGCGUGUCGGCCGACGCCGCCCACCUACCACCAACUGAAACAGGAUCUGCGGAACUUCCUCUCAUCAGCGGGUAGUCUGUCAGCGCUGGAGGCCGGGUGCGCGGCGAUGACGGCCGCGCUGAAGGCUGACCCACCGGACGGCCGCCGGCUGGACACGGCCCUGCAGCAGCUGCGGACGCUGCUCACCUCCUACUCGAGCUUCCUGGCCGGGUUAGAGGCGCGCCACGGCUGGUACCGCGACCUGACUGCGCCGCUGCUGGCCGCCGGACGGCAGACAGAGUUCGGUCUGCGCGUGCUGCUCGGCUGCGGAGAGCGGCGCGCCCAGGCGGCCCGUCUGCCGGUGCUGCUGCGGCCGCUGCAGCCGACUCUGCUGGAGCUGGCCGACUGGCUGCGGCCAGCGCCGGUCAAACUACACUGCCCGCGUGCGGCCGCUCUCCUGGACACAUUGCGGGACGACACCAAGCCCCACUUGGUGGCAGACUGGAAGAUCCGUGUGCUGAUGCUGAUCUGCCGCGAGCUUACGGCUCAACUAGCGCUGACUGGCGAUGUCAGCGCAUCGGAGGUGGGCGCACUUCUGCGUGAGGCGCGUCUGCUCUGGCAGGCACAGCAGCAGCGCCGGCGCGAUCGGGAACAGCAGAAGGACAGCAUUUACACGACCAAGACCCACUGCCAGGUGAAUGACAUGGAUGAAGAGGCCGAGACUGCCCGUCAAGUGGCGGAGAUGUUCCCAGACUACAGCGAUGCGUACGCAGACCUAAAGCCACCCGGUCUCGACGAUCCGGUCCCCAUCGGAGGAGCGGAUGCCACUGCUGGUGCUGCGUCUCGGGAUGAGCCGGAACUGACACCUGGACAGUUGGCCGAGCUAUGGCAGCUGCACCGUCAGGCGUACGGCGUGUGCGCGGCCGCCCGCUGGCUGCCCGAGCCUCCGUCGGAUGCGGCGCCGGCUGACCUGGUCCGACCGUUCUGCGAGCGUUACCGUCUGUUCUCAGCGUUGUGCGCCUCCCUGUCACCGCAGCUGGAGGCGGCUGCCGACGGUCAGCUGGCGCCAUCCCACCUGGUGGCCGCCGCUGUGCUGGAGGCGGGCACCGCGCCAGAGGCGGCACCGCUCGCGCCGCCGCCGCCUCAGAAACCGUACGAUGUGUACCGCGACCCGCACGUGAGCGAAGUGGCGUCCUGUCGCUCUGUGUUGCGGCGGCUUGAUGGUCGGUGCGAGGAGCUGCUGGCCAGCUGGCCGGACCACCCGGCCCUGGUUGCGCUGCGGCGCUGCGUGGGACGCGUUCUUCAGCAGCCGGUCACCGCGCCUCUCGUGAAGGUCGUCACCGGUCUGGAGCGGGUGCUGGAGUGCGCUCAGGACUGGGAACAGAACGCGCACCGUGGCGUGUCCCUGUCCACGCAGCUGGAGGAGGUCACUGAUCUGGUGCUACGCUGGCGCAAACUGGAGCUCGACUGCUGGAAGCGGUGCCUCGACUCAGCGGCGUAUGAGUGCCACAUGGCGGCCUCGCGCUGGCUGCCGCACCUGCUCGCUCUCGUGGAGGACGGCUCACAGACGGUGGCGGAGAUGACGGCACCGCUACAGCAGUUCGUCGAGAGCAGUCCGCUCGGAGAGUUCCCCGCGCGCCUGCAGAUGCUGCUCUCCGUCCAUCGGCAGAUGGUAUGCGACGGCGCAGCGGCAGCGGGCAAGCGCGGUGGUGGACCUCGUGAGCAACUGAGCGCCCUGCUAUGGAAUCUGUACCAGUACUAUAGCCAGUUCUACCCGGUGGUCGAAAAACAUCUGCGCGGGCUCCGCAAACCCAUCGAGCAGAAGGUGAAGGACUUCGUCAAGAUCGCGCGCUGGAACGAUGUCAACUUCUGGUCGGUGAAGGACACCGUGAAGAAGUCCCAUCGAAUGGUUCACAAGCACGUGAAGGAGUUCCAGGCAGUCCUGGCGCAGCCGGUGUCAGCGGCGCUCCUCGACGUCGAGUCAAUCGACGACGAGGCGCCAUCAGACACUGUUGGCGCCUGGGAUCGGGAGCAGGCGGCACCGCCGGCCGUCACCGUCACGCCGGAGCUGUACAUCGCUCGCGGUCGGGUGGCGCCCGUAGACAGUCCGUACCCGGCCGAGCAGCGUCUGACGCGGCUGCGCCAGCUGUACCUGCGCAGUCGGCGCCUGUGUCGCUCGCUCUACACCCAGUCACCGCUGAUGGAGGAUAUCGCCGCGCUGAACGACGUGACAAGCUGUGUGUGCCAGACGGCCGACAAGCUGAGCCGACUGAAUGUAGACGGUGUGACGGACAAAGAACGAAGAAAGAAGCAGAUCGGCUUCCAGCGGCAGCGCAAGCGGCAGGCGGUGGUGGAGCUGUACCGAACGCUCAAUCGGCUCGGCGUGUCUUACCGACGCGGCCUUAUCACGUGGGAGCAGGAGAGCGCCGAUUUCCGGCUGCUGCUGACCCCGCCGGUGGACGUCACCGGCGGAGACGGCCGGCUCAGCGCCGCCUGGCGAGGCUGCCUCAAGUACGAGUGUCGCGCUGUGUCACGGCUGGCUCUGCUGCGGCGCGCGCUGCUGCAGCCGCACCGCGAGCUCGGCCCGCAGAACCUGGAGCGUAUACGCGGUGUCAGCGCCGACCUGAUGACACAGGUUUGCGCGGCACGCCAGGCGCUCUCGGAGCUGGAGGGCGCCGUCAGUCGGCUCUCUGCGCUGCUGCAGGAGGUAAGCGGUCUUAGCUGCCAGCCGCAGCCGGACGCUCAUGCGGCUGCCCAGCGCCGCUACAGGCGCACCGAAGCCCAUCUGCUAGCUGUCAGCGAGCUCUACCUUCAGCUGCUGCCGCGACUGCGACUUUACCUGCUGGCCGCGCCGGAUGGCCAGCCGACGGUAGCGGCCGGCUCUCUGCGUCUCAGCGCUGGUGCAGAGUCGGACCUCCGGGGCCGAGGCCGCGCGGCGCCCGAGCACGGCCGUCUGCUGGGUCAGCUUGAUGUGGCGCUGGCGGCCAGCCGGGCGGCGCGUGGCCGUCUGCGACGCGCCGGCGCCAGACGCUGGAACUCGCCUCUGCUCUGGACCCGCGACGAUGUCAGUCGUCUAGAGGAGGCGCGCGCUGAGCUGGGACAGGCAGCAGGAGUGAUGACCGAGCUGCGGAGCGCGCUUGGUGGAACAGAGGCAGAUCCGGUGGUGACCGCUCUACGUAGCGCCGAGCAGAAACUGUCUGAGCCGGACAGCCUGCAAUCGAUAGAGGAUUCCUCUGACGACGGUGGCGAAGCGGCGGAGCAGCGGCUGGUGGCUGCCGCCCGGCGUCUCUCCGGUCAGGUGCUGCUCGCCGUGCAGCGGCUGUACCGCACGCAGGAGGAGCGGCAACAGCAGGAGCAGCCGGAAGAGGCUGAGGACGCCCAGGUGGGUCUGUUCUCCGAGCGCGUCCAGCGCCGGCUGCUGGCUGCCAACGAGCAGCUGGACGCCGGCCGCGUGGUACGCACCCUCACAUCGCUGGUCGCCCGUCUGACGGAGGCGCCACUCGAUCGCGAGCGCAGUGGUCGCGUCAUCACGCUCCUGUCACAGCUGGUGCCGCUGCUGAACCAGUAUCAACACCUCUGCACCUUCGUCCUGGUACACCAGAUGACCGCUUACCGUGCUUCAGCCAAGCUGCUCUCUGUUUUGCUCAAGCUGUUCACUGUGAUGGCCCAGAAGGGUUUCUGCACACCCGAAGAUAUGCAGGACGAGGGGGAGGAUUCAGAGGCUGGCACCGAGUUCAAAGAGCUGGAAGACGGCGGCCUGGGCGAGGGUCAGGGAGCCAAAGACGUGUCCGAAAAGCUUGAGUCCGAGGAUCAACUGGAGGGUGCGUACAAGCCCGGUGAGGAGCCGGAGCCGGCCGAUGACGACGUCAAAGAAGAGGAGAACGGCGUGGAGAUGUCCGACGACUUCUCCGGUCGGAUGCAGGACGUGGAGCGGAAAGAAGGUGACGACGACAAGGACGAGAGCGACGACGAGGACGAAGAAGAACCAGACAAACAGAUGGGAGAGGUGGACGGUGAGGACCAGGAACGGCUCGACGAGAAGCUGUGGGGCAGCGAUGACGAGGAUGACGACCAGCCGACUCCCGAGGACGAUGAGCCGCAGGACGGCGGCCACGGGCGUGAAGACGCGCAGCUCGCUGCUAAGGAGGACGACGGUCCAGAGGAGCGGGACGACAGCAAGAAGGAGCAACGUCAGCGACAAGACAUGAAGGAGAACGAAAUGGAGGAAGACGAAGACCAACAGGCGGACCCGUAUCACAACAACUUUGCUCCAGAAGCGGAACCUGAAGAGCUCGACAUCCCCGAACGGGAAGGUGCUGACUCGGAGCGCGGGUCAGAGUCCGACACUGACGGGGAAGAGCCUGAGGAAAACCCUUGGGACAUCGAACAGAAGGCGGACUUUCCGGAUGAGGGAGAGGACAAGGAGCAGGACGCAGAGCAGGAGCAGGACUCGGGCGAGCAGCAGCCUGAGCCGACCAACGCGCCCGAGGAGGCCUCCGAAGACGAAAACGACAAAGCGGAUGAGGAAGGCGAAGAGAAGAAAGGGACGUCAGACGAACGUGCAGACGGAGAUGAACCUGAGCCUGACGAGCAGGAGACGGCCGAGCGCGAGGAACAAGAGGCAUCUCAGCUGGACGCUAGUGAGCAGGCUGGUGAAGCGGCGCAGGAAGAGGCGGCGCGUGGUACGCAGGACCGGUUGCAGCAGCCGCAGCAGGUGGCCGCCGAAGAUCGGCCUGAGGAGCAGAGCGCCAGCGCUGAGCGCACCGACGAGAAGGCCGCUGUCGGCAUGGCCGAGAGCAGCGAGAGCGGUCACCAGGCGGCCGACGCGGCGCAGCUGAGCCGGCCCGAGCCCAGUCGGCGCGAGAAGCAGGAACGCGCUCAGCAGCGUCGACCCGGGCAGUCCGACAGCAAGCGUAGCCUGGGCACGGACAACCAGCCCGUUGAGAAGCGACUCAAGACCGUGGACGCGGACUCCACCGAAGAUGCCGCAGCUGAAGAGGAGAAGGGCGAGCGCGGUGAGAAGCCGAAGCAGUCCGACCUCUACCAGCACAUCCAGGACGCGGAAAAGGAGGACGCACUGGCCGCCGACGCCGCCACGCGGGAGCAGGCGCUUGAACGGCCGGUUCCAGCAGAUGCCGACGAAGACGCGCCGGAGCCGGAAGAGGACGUCCAAAUGCAGGAGGAUGAGGAAGGUGAAAAGGACCAGGACGCUGAACAGCCGGGGAAACUGCAGCCGAUCCGUCCGGAAAAGCUUACUGAUCGUCAGAGUGGCGGUCGUCCUAAGAACGAGGAGGGUGACGAAGAGUCGGCUGGCGGCCCGGAGCGUGGGGAGGUGGACGGUGAGGCAGUUCUUACCGCCUCAGCGCAGCGGCCAGUAGAGAACUCGGCGCACACGGUGCUGGACCAGCUGGACGAGGACGAGUCAGCCGCUGAGCCGCCGCCGCCCGACCUGGAGCAGCUGCGUCGUGAUCUUGAGAGUCGGCUCGACCUCUGGGAACGUGCCGACGACGACAGCGCUGAGGCCGAGGCAGAGGCCGAGCGCGCGUGGCAGCAGUACGAGACGGUGAUUGGUCCGCUGGCACAGGAGCUCUGCGAGCAGCUGCGGCUCAUCCUGGAGCCCACGCAAACGGCCAAGCUGAUGGGCGACUACCGCACUGGCAAGAGACUCAACAUGCGCAAGGUGAUCCCGUAUAUCGCCUCGCAGUUCCGUAAGGACAAGAUCUGGCUGCGGCGUACCAAGCCGUCGAAGCGCGACUACCAGGUUGCGAUCGCCGUCGAUGACUCGUCCUCGAUGUCGGACAGCCAGUCACGCCAGCUGGCGUUCGAGGCGCUGGCGCUGGUGAGCCGUGCGCUGGCGCUGCUGGAGGUGGGGCAGCUGGCCGUGCUCAGUUUCGGCGAGAGCACGCGCCUCUUGCAUGGGCUUCACGAGCCGCUCGGCGCCGCUGCUGGCGCGCAGCUGCUGCGUCGCUUCACGUUCGCGCAGUCGCAGACGCGCGUGGCAGCCAUGCUAGAUAGCGUGACGGCGCUGCUAAGUGGGGGAGGCGGCCGGCGUGCUGCCCGCCUCCUGCUGGUGGUCUCCGACGGACGCGGCCUGUUCCACGAAGGCCAGGAGACUGUUCGGCGGGCGGUGCGUCGCGCCCGCCUGGCCGGCAUCUUCCUGGUGCUGCUGAUCGUCGACAGUCCGGACAGCAACAGCAGCGUGCUGGACAUCCGGAUGCCUCGUUUCGGCUCAGACGGACGGCUGCUGGGCAUCCGGCCCUACCUGGACAGCUUUCCGUUCCCGUUCUACGUGAUCCUGCGCGACAUCGGUGCGCUGCCCGCCGUGCUUUCGGACGCGCUGCGACAGUGGUUCGAGCUAGUUACCGCUGCGGAUCGGUAGCGGCUGUGGAUCGGGUGGACUUCAGGGACAGGCUACGGGUGGCGUUGGGGCUUCCCGUUGUGUAUCUGCUGUGAAUAGGUAUAAAGCGACAGGGCAUCAGAAAAUGUGUCAUCGUUUGAUAACUGUUGUUGGAGUUGUGGCAAGGGAGCGGUUAUUUUGUGGCUGUUGCAUAGUUGGAGUUGUGCAGGUCUUAUGCUAUGCCUACGCGGUAUGUUUUCGAGUAUGACGAACGCGAUGCUGGGUAAUAAAUACCAAGUGGUGUGCA